Messenger RNA from Diplodia corticola, 2523 nucleotides. RefSeq names its product meiosis specific protein hop1. The transcript has 10 exons. Gene Ontology annotation, biological process: meiotic recombination checkpoint signaling; synaptonemal complex assembly. Gene Ontology annotation, cellular component: nucleus. The coding region runs from base 1 to 2523 and encodes 840 amino acids. The record is from RefSeq and is a predicted model, not a curated record. Lineage: Eukaryota; Fungi; Ascomycota; Dothideomycetes; Botryosphaeriales; Botryosphaeriaceae.
AUGCCUAAGAAGAAAGCAUGUAAACCGAGCAGGGCCCGCGCGAAAAGACCCAAGCAGCAGCGUACAUACGCACAAGAACAGACCCAGGUACAAUCCACAACAACUGAGACUACGAACUUCGUAUUGCAGCAGCAGACUCAGGAGCUCACGCAGUCGCUCCUGCUAGCCUCGAUCUCUUCCAUCCUCCACCUAAGGGACUUGAUUAACCCUGCCUGUUUCCGGCUGACGCACUUCGAUGUUGAUUCUUCCGAACCAUGGUCAUAUGAAGAUUGGAAAACCGGCAACGUGAAGACUAAGCAUAACAACCACACUCAGUCUAUGCAUCUUUUGCAGAGAGAGGGGAGUCUCAAGGCAGAAACGUUCAUGGAUUAUCUCGAAAAUGGCGCAUUCGAUGCUAUCCAAAAAGGCUUUCUCCGUGCCUUUCAGUUGAAGAUAUUCACGGAUCCUGACCACCAGGAGAAUGUCCUGGAGACACACACCCUGCAUUUCAGUUACCAUCGCCCCGCUGGAACCGCCAAUAAAGAAGUGGCCGGAGUUGAGAUGGUCGGCCCCGAGGGGAAACACCUUAGCCUCGUGAACUUGAAGAUUGGUCUCGCAGAAUUCGUCCGCAGCCUUUCGACGUACGUGGACAAUCUUCCAGAGCUGCCAGAGAAACGAUAUUUCAAACCAAAACUGUUUUACACGGACGAUUGCCCAGAUGGGUAUGAAGCCCCUGGAUUUUCCGCGCCGAAAACGGCUGCCGUCAUCUUCCCCCAGAAUGAAGAGCUGGUGAAAAAGACCCACCGUCUAGGUAAUUACAGUGGAGGGUUUCACAGUGUCGAUAUGAGUAUUUCUCACGUACAGUGGUUGGAUAAGAGCGAUGGCGCCAUUCCUCCCGAAUCGGAUUUGGUGUAUUCGAAACAGGUCUCCGCCACACCUGAGAUGGUCACUCAAACUGUGGAACUGGAAGCGCCCCUCCAACACCAAGCAGCAUUCGACACAGGCCGCCUUGCGGAGACUUCUCGGAGAGCAACAAAGCUCAUGAGCCAACCGCCCCAAACCCAAACCCAAGAAGCUCUUCCUCGAUCCCGGUCGUCCUCGGUAGAUGUGGAUGUUCUUCGCAGCCGUUUCAAAGCACGGCCAACGAUAUCUGAUUUACCUACAGAAGGGCCCACGAUCGCUCAGAAGGAUAGUGGUGUAUACAACGAAAGGCAAGCGUUGGGUGGCUUGCUUGCUCCCGGGAAUGCGACAAACCUUUACCGCGUUACCACCUUUCCAGAAACGCCACGCGUGAAGGAAUCAUCCAAGACGAUAUCGGAACGAGAAUCGUCAUUGCCAGCUCCUGCCAUAAUCAGUCAGACCAUAAGACGAGAUGGCGUAUCCGUACUUGAAGGCAAUUCGGUUACCAAUGCAACUCAUGGGGACCAAGUGCUUCAGCGGAAUGCAACUCAAUCGGGGCUUGAUAGCCAAGAUGGAUCGGAAAGGUUAAUACUGAAAGACUUGAGGCAGAAACCAGAAUCCCAAGCUCACGAUACCCAACCUAUGGGGUACAACAAUGCGGCUACCGAAGCUGCAAAUGCCAGUAUUCAAGAACACAACAGAUUGCGACUCACUCGAGCUAAGAUCGAGGAGCUCAAUGAAAAAAGGCGGUUGAGAGAUACAUGCGGCUUGAGAACUCAAUCUGAAAAGAACAAAGUCGGUAGCACAGACGUAAUAUCUUGUCAAUGUGGAUUGAACCAAGAGGAGGAAGACAACAUGGGGGCUUCGGAUACCCGAAUCCCUCUCGAACAUGCGUGCUAUCGCUGCUUAGAGGACGUUGUAGAAUCUGGUGGAGCACGGAGAAGGCUCAAGGAGCUCAAGAACUUCACACUUCUUCGCAGAGCCAUCCGCACUGUUGAAGAUAACGGAUUCCAUGACGAGACUUCAUUCGCCCAGGCAAUUGGAGGCUGCAAUCUCCAAACCGCUUCUGAUGUGGUUGCAAGACUUUUAUCGGAGAAGGCAGUAUUCAUGUCAGAUUCUGGCAAGAAGAGCGUUUUCAACAAAGCGAACGAUUCCCGAUGUAAGGUUGUCACUACAGAGCCGGAGCGUUCGGUGAUGAUGAACAAGUUCUUCAACCCUCUUUACAAUGUCGAGAACUAUGUGAGUAGAAGACAAACCAUGUGCAAUACAAAGGCCGAAACUGACCGAGCUGGAAAGUAUGUUCAAGGUGACCACGGUGCUUCCCAACGAAAUCGCGAAGCGCAACAAUCUGUAGAAGCCACCUCACAAGAAAGUCAAGGAGAUCGCGUUGCGCUGUCCCAGGCUUCAGACGGCGGUCAGCCCAGAAACACAUCUGGAGAGCGCGCGGGUUUGAUCGGCCGUUCUUCUCUUUCAGAAAGGAGCCAAUUUCGUCUCAAAUCUGACCUCAAGUUGAACAAGGGCCCCAAGAGUGAUGAUGCGAGAAAAAGAAUCUCGACAGACGGUUUGAAUCCCCCACGUCCCACCAAACGCAUUUAUCAUGCAUCUCCUAUGGUCUUCACGCGUGGUAUGAGCGCAGAUGCCUAA